AUGUCGGCGUGCAGAGCCCUUCGGGGCAACGCCCUCCUGCGCGCUGCUGCCGUCGCCCGGCCCAUUGCUAGCCUCGAAUCUCGCCGCACCUUCACGGCCACUCCGCGCGCCAUGUCGUCUUUCUACAAAGGAUGGGAGCCUGAGGGACCUUCUGUGAAAACCCAGAUCCCGGGACCCAAGGCCCAGGCGGCCAUUGCCGAUCUGGAUACCGUGUUUGACACACGCAGCUUGAACAUGCUGACGGAUUACUCGAAGAGCGUGGGCAACUACAUUGCGGAUCCGGAUGGCAACGUGCUGCUAGACGUAUACGCCCAAAUCGCCUCGAUUCCUCUUGGGUAUAACAACCCGACCCUUCGCGCGGCCGCCCGGAGCAACGAAAUGAUCAACGGCAUCAUCAACCGCCCCGCGCUCGGCAACUUUCCACCGGCGGAAUGGGCCGAGGUUCUCAAAAGCGGCAUCCUCAAGGUCGCACCCAAGGGCCUCAACCAGGUGUUCACCGCCAUGGCCGGCUCCGAUGCCAACGAGACUGCCUACAAGGCCGCUUUCAUGUGGCGGCGCCAGCGCGAGCGUGGUGGUGCCUCGGUCGAGUUCACCGAGGAGGAAAUGAACUCGGCCAUGAACAACCAGAGCCCCGGCGCCUCGCAGAACCUGUCUAUCCUGUCCUUCAAGACCGGAUUCCACGGCCGCCUCUUUGGCUCGCUCUCCACCACCCGCUCCAAGCCCAUCCACAAGCUUGAUAUCCCUGCCUUUGACUGGCCGCAGGCCACCUUCCCACAGCUCAAGUACCCCCUCGACCAACACGUCGAAGAAAACGCCGCUAUUGAGCGUGCGGCCCUCGAAGAGGUCGAGAAACUCAUCACCACUUACCAUAUUCCCCCCUGCGCCGUCGUCGUCGAGCCCAUCCAGUCCGAAGGCGGCGACAACCACGCUACGCCUGCCUUCUUCCGCGGCCUGCGUGAGAUCACCCGCAAGCACGGGGUGCUGCUCAUCGUCGACGAAGUCCAGACAGGUGUCGGCGCCACUGGCCGCUUCUGGGCACACGACCACUGGGACCUCCCGCACCCUCCGGACAUGGUCACCUUCAGCAAGAAGGCGCAAACAGCGGGGUACUACUUCGGCAACCCGGAGCUGCGUCCCAACAAGCCGUACCGGCAGUUCAACACCUGGAUGGGUGACCCGGCCCGCGCUUUGCUCUUCCGCGCCAUCAUCGACGAGAUCGAAAAGCUCGACCUUGUUAAGCACACCGCUCGUGUCGGCGACUAUCUGUUUGGCAAGCUGGAGGCGCUGGCCGAGAAAUACCCAGGCCAGUUCAAUAACUUGAGGGGUAAGGGCCAGGGCACGUUUAUCGCCUUUGACAACCCGCGUCGGGACGAGUUCUUAGUCAAGGCCAAGACACUGGGUGUGAAUAUUGGCGGGAGUGGACAGAGCGCGGUGCGGUUACGGCCGAUGCUGAUUUUCGAAGAGAAGCAUGCGGAUUUGCUGGUGGACGUGUUGGAGAAGAUUGUCAAGAGCUGGUAG
Dichotomopilus funicola is the source of this 1518-nucleotide messenger RNA. RefSeq names its product aminotransferase class-III-domain-containing protein. Gene Ontology annotation, biological process: GABA catabolic process. The transcript has 2 exons. NCBI's taxonomy places the organism in Eukaryota, Fungi, Ascomycota, Sordariomycetes, Sordariales, Chaetomiaceae. The record is from RefSeq and is a predicted model, not a curated record. The coding region runs from base 1 to 1518 and encodes 505 amino acids. Gene Ontology annotation, cellular component: mitochondrion. Gene Ontology annotation, molecular function: pyridoxal phosphate binding.